AACGGCUACUGUUAACUCAAUUGUUCAAUUCUGCUAGGAUUCUCCUAUACGUGGCGUGUUGAUCUUUGUUUCUUGUAGAGAAAAUUGUGACCAUUGUUGUGUUGUUUGAAGCAUCAAUCGAAUGAUUCAGCACCAACCAUUGGGUGUCCAAUAGGAUUGGAUGCUGCAGAUGGUCCUCGGUGAGCCUAUCCUGUGAUCGAAGAUUGACGAGGCAUCUCUUCAGAGGUAGCGAGAAGGUGCGCACCCGGUUCGGCUGAAGCAACCAAAAUAACCUAGAGGCUCACAGCCGACGUGCUGGUGUGACCGAUGGUUCGCAACAAAUACACGCUAACCACAACUGGCAAAUCGCCUAGCAAGAAGGCCCGAACCGGCAGCAUCAGCAAACAACACGACGCCAGCGACGACGGCGAGACCGGCAACCUGGACAGCGGAAGUGGCAGCGGGGGUAGCAGCGGAAGUGGUACUGGCGGCGCAGGCAACAGCACGGCCACCAAACGAUGUGACGGAUCGGUGCAUAAGCAGAACCUUUACAUUAUUUCGUUCCCCGUUAUCUUUGUGUUCAACGUUCUGCGUUCGCUGCUGUAUCAGUUGUUUAUUAUCUUUCGUUACGUGUACAACUUUACCACGAAAGUCGUAUACAAACCGGUGAAGAAAGAGUGCGGGCUCGAAAUUGUGAUUAACACCGACCACGGUCACCAUCAUCAUCACCACCAUCACCAUCGUCAUAGCAACCACAGUAUCCACGCAUCGCCCGCUACGCAUCAGCCGCAACAGCUGCAGCAACAGCAGCAGUAUCUGCAGCAGGAGCAGCAGCAUCCCAGCAGCUUGGGCGACGCUCAGCAACAGCAGCAGCAGCAAGCGCAUCCUUUGCAGUGCUCACACAGUGGCAUCCUAGUCAACAGUGAAGGCCGCGAAAUGUCCAUCCAACGUUCGGCGAGCGGAAGCCAGGUCGGCCCUGGCGAUCCCUUAUUGGCCAAGCAGAAGCACCACCACCGACGUGCGUUUGAGUACAUUUCGAAGGCACUGAAAAUUGAUGAAGACAAUGAAGAUCAGAAAGAGCUGGCCAUCGAACUCUACCGGAAGGGCAUCCUGGAGCUGGAGCGGGGCAUCGCCGUGGAGUGCUGGGGUGGCCGUGGGGAAGUGUGGGAACGAGCGCAACGUUUGCACGAUAAAAUGCAAACCAACCUUUCCAUGGCACGUGAUCGGCUGCACUUUCUCGAGUGCAUGUUGGAAGCCCAAAGGCUUGAAUUGGUCGAACUCGAAGCUAGUGAGGUAGCAAAACGCAAACACACUUCCCUCCAGCGUCAGAACACGUUCACACUCAGUAGUGACUUGGGUGAUACCACCACCGCAACCAGUGCCGUCCAUCAUCAACAUCAUCGUCCUCAUCACCACAGCCCGUCGACAUCCGUCGUUCAUGGCUCCUCCACCCCAAACUCCACGUCUUCGUCGUCCUCGUCGUCGUCGUCCUCCCCGGCAGCAAGGCAGCUGCAAUCGCUGCGAAACACAGCCGACAGCACGGGCGGCGCGGCGAAAUUUAAACUGCCCAUGUUUAUCCCGUCCAAUCUGAGGUCGCCGGUCGCGAGCUCACCAGCGACCGCCAGUGACAGCCCCUAUCGGGAGCCCAAAUCGAAGCAGUACAAUUCCGAGAACCGGAUAAUAUCAUUUAAUGAAAAUUGCACCACCACAACACCGUCCCGUAGCGGUGGUGGUGGCGGGUCCACCACCAUCCCGGCGACAACGACGACGAUGACGACGAGGACGAACGGCGGCACAACUCCGCAAACAUUGGCCAUUAAACAAACCCACAAUGAAGCAUCCGGCCGGAAAUUAACAGUUGGCUACAAGCGCCCCGGCAACCUGGGGGUGAUGAAUAAAUCGCAAACCCUCCCGCGCAGCAUGGGCGGCACCCGGACGACCCCGACCGGUGGAACCGGCAUCACCGGCGGCCUAUCGAACGGCAGUGGCUACGGUGCCAAUGGGAUAGGUGGAGGCGGUGGUGGGAUGCCAAAGAUUGUGCCAAAACCGGCGGCAACACCACCCGCCAUUCGACGACAGUUUUCGAUUCCUGGCAGCUCGCCAGUCCGGAAAGCUAGCAACGGUUAUGGCAGCAAAAAUACCCCACCACCAGCACGGUCGAAAACUCCCCUCGGCGGACAGCAGCAGCAGCAGCAGCAGCAACAGCAGCCACAAAUUGUCGUGAAGGGCGUGGAACCGAAGCUGGUGCAGAUCAUCAUGGACGAGAUCGUCGAGGGCGGUGCAAAGGUCGAAUGGCAGGACAUUGCUGGCCAGGAGGUGGCGAAACAGGCUCUCCAGGAGAUGGUCAUCUUGCCUUCGGUGCGCCCGGAGCUAUUCACUGGCCUGCGUACGCCCGCCAAGGGUCUGCUACUGUUCGGUCCGCCCGGCAACGGCAAGACGCUGCUCGCCCGGGCCGUCGCGACCGAGUGUUCGGCCACCUUCUUCAGCAUAUCGGCCGCGUCGCUCACGAGCAAGUACGUGGGGGACGGAGAGAAACUGGUGCGGGCAUUGUUUGCCGUGGCCCGCGAACUGCAACCCUCGAUCAUUUUCAUCGACGAGGUCGAUUCGGUGCUGUCUGAGCGUAGUAGCAACGAGCACGAGGCCACCCGCCGGCUGAAGACCGAAUUUCUCGUACAAUUCGAUGGCCUACCGGCAAACUCGGAGGCGGAUCGAAUUGUCGUAAUGGCUGCCACCAAUCGACCACAGGAGCUCGACGAGGCGGCCCUCCGUCGGUUUCCGAAGCGCGUUUACGUGACCCUGCCGGAUCAGGACACGCGAGAGUUACUGCUGCGACGACUCCUCCAGAAACAAGGCGCUCCUCUCGGUGAUGCCGAUCUGAAGCGCCUCGCGCUGCUCACCGAGGGUUACUCGGGUUCCGAUUUGACUGCGCUGGCCCGGGAUGCAGCACUCGAACCAAUUCGAGAACUAAAUGUCGAGGAGGUGAAAAACAUGGACCCGACCAAGCUGCGAAGCAUUCGCGAAAGCGAUUUCCACAGCUCCCUCAAACGCAUCCGGCGUUCGGUGGCGCCGCACAGUCUGGCUGCGUACGAAAAGUGGCUGCAGGACUUUGGCGACGUUACGCUGUAAGGGCGACGACGAAUCGGAGGACACAUCGAAGAUACUUCGUUGACGCACAAAAUGGCUUUUAACGUGAAAUUGGGGAGAAAAAAACCCGCAAUUAACCGCUGGCCCGGGGAUCGACCGAAGAUGGGUGCUGCAUACAGCAACCUUAAGUCAACUUACGCCGUUGGCCGGUGGAAAUGGACCCCCGCAGAGGUUGUUCCGAACUCCACCGAGCAUAAUAAAUAACAUAUGUAUUCGUUGCUAGGACUCAAGAACGCGCAAUGGUGCUAACAAAUCAUUCACUCGCACUUUCAUUCUAUUCGUUUCGAUUGAAGCUCGUCGGAACUGGGAACAGUUCCAAACAUCUUCGGCGCGAACGCGCACCUCGGUACCAUUUCGGUUUGGUUGUGAAAUUGAGAAGAUUGAACAUAAAACAAGACUAUUAGGUUACGUGUGUAAUGUAAAUGUUAUUUUUGCUUGCCUAUAGAUUUGUUAUAACUACAUCUACACCAGAUGCUUUGCGCCAAGUUAUUGUUUGUUCUUUUCUCUAAUAUUUUUCGAAAGGAUAAACGUCGGUUAGAUAAAUGCAACGAGAGCGAGGAUGAUUUUUUGACUAACGCCAUUAAUAUUAGCGGAAUUUGUGGACAAAUCUCGACCGAUAAAAAAGCGCCCAUCAAACUUUCAGAACUGGAAACGAAGCCUUUCGCACCACCCGCUGUAAUGUAUAUAAACUGAAUUCGAACGGCAGCUCGUAGGGCCGGAAUCGCGCAAUAUUCCAAAUGAACACCGCAUUUGCACGAUUGAAGAAAAUACACCCCGGAUUGGAACGAGAUAUGCCACCAGUGAAGAUAACCAGCUGCUUAGGAAUUGUAAUGAAGUGAAUCAGAAGCGAGGAAAAUUCAAUAAAAGACUAUACUACAGUCACCGAUAAAUGCAUCAGCCUCCAGUGCGCAGGCCAAGCCUUGUUUUAAGGCACAUUUUAAUGGUCUUUACACACACCUACAGGAAGAAAACAAAUCGAGAAAGGAUGAAAACAGGCUGCUUUUGUGGGAAGUUUCUUGCGGGGUGCAAAAUAAACGAAAAACUUGAAAAGAUUGAACGUUUUGAAAAGGCAUUGACUACAAUCGCAUUGUGAUUGCACAGUCUUUGGAACAUUGGAAUGAUCUGAAUAAUUAGCUAAGCACAUCGAAAUUGCUUUCCUUGGGCUUGCAAACCCCGUACAAACUAGCAGAAGUAACGGUACAGAAGCUUGAGAUUCUAACAGGCGCCUUACGCUUUUUAAUGCUUAUAGUUUUCUACAACGUGUCGUAAUUGCCCAACGUAGUUGGCAACGACAAAUUUGCAAUAUUUCAUUGCUCCAUUAAACUACGGGAAAGUACAUCCUUUAAGGUUUGAUUUGUCUUUUUAACAAAACACAAAACAUAAAACAGUUGCCUUGCUACAGAACAGCUUGCUUGUUCUAUCAAAUCAAAACAAAAAUGAACCAUACCAGCAAAUCAAAGUAACCGUAGAUUCACUGUCUCAUCGCUCAUAACACCAUACUUCAUCAACAACAUAAACCAUUUUCAAAUCGAGAAAGGCGGGAAAAAUAAUGCAUUAAAGGAUCAUACGCCAAAGCAAAUGCCUCAAUCAAUCACACAAUUGUCGAUAUUAGCAAGUGAUUCACAAAAAUCACACCCAGCUAGAAGGAAGGCGAGGUUUUUAACCGUAGCAUUAUGACCCCAAUGUAAACACUCCAAAGCAAACAAGCAGUUUUCAAGAACUUCAACGAUCGGAGCAAAAUAAAGAGAGAUUGUAAAAAACACCAAACCAAAAUAGCGAAAAAGUUAGCUAGCAAAUAUAAUUUACGUUUCUUCGUUCCGUAACUCUAUAGUAGCUUCCGAUAGAAAUCUAAAAGCCUCUUCACAAUUAAUCUGCCGUCACUCGAUAGCUAACCGUUUUCUCACAUUUAUUUCCACCGACAAAGCCAACUUGAAUAACAUGAAAGGAUAAAUAUUUUCCUCCUUUAUGCAAAGCUUCUCGAUUCCUGUGCUAGUUGUCGUUAGAAUAGAAAACAAUUGUACGGUAACCAGGUAGGAUUGUUUUUCGUCUUUAGCUUGCGAAAACAAUCAGUACAUUCCAUCCGAAAAGCAACACAAGUUGCGAAUGAUCAAAGUAGGUGUUAUUUUAUCUGCAAUCCCCUUAGCAUCAUACGAAAAUUGUAUGCGCACAGUCGGGACACGCUUACUACAGUAGUCAACAUUAUCGAUCGGUACGGAAAACAAUCGAAAACGACCCCAAUGUAGCGAUGUUUAUCAAAUAAGUACUUUAAAUAAUGCGAAUAAUUUUGUUUUGCAUAUACAUAGGAGCAAUCGGUACGUUCACUAUUCUGUUUGAUACUACAGUACUAACCGUAACGAGAAGAGUGGGUUGAAUCAACGCGAUCCUCCGCAACACAGCUGCUAAUGUGGAAACCGAAGGAGAUAAAACAAAGAACAACUCUUUCUAUAGCUGGUAACGUAAGAAAUGCAGAUGAAAUAAAGUCAUACCUACAAACAACCUUAAAAUGAAACCCGAACAUGUUCUUUCAAAUGCCUCACCAACCACCGUUGGGAAAUAAAGAUGCAAACUGUUUCAUUUUUUUCAUCCAUUUUCUUCCUCAAUCUGUUUGCUCGUCUUUCCACGUUUAUUAUUUUCCUUCACUUUGUUGCUUUCAUCUCAUUACUUUUUUAAAAUAACUAUAAUUGAUUCAUCUUCGAUCUUCUUUCCUUUUUUUUUGUUAAGUUUUUCGA
Messenger RNA from Anopheles coustani, 5852 nucleotides. It is a transcript of the gene spas, whose product is annotated as spastin. Bases 307 to 3105 code for a protein of 932 amino acids. Gene Ontology annotation, cellular component: microtubule cytoskeleton. The transcript has 6 exons. The record is from RefSeq and is a predicted model, not a curated record. Gene Ontology annotation, molecular function: ATP binding; microtubule severing ATPase activity; ATP hydrolysis activity. NCBI's taxonomy places the organism in Eukaryota, Metazoa, Arthropoda, Insecta, Diptera, Culicidae.